Closterium sp. Naga37s-1 is the source of this 895-nucleotide messenger RNA. The record is from the annotation of a GenBank genome assembly. NCBI's taxonomy places the organism in Eukaryota, Viridiplantae, Streptophyta, Zygnematophyceae, Desmidiales, Closteriaceae.
GCAGUUCGACGGAGUGACAGCACAGCCGACACUGGAACGCCACUCAGCAUACGACGCUGCUGCUGCUGAACCUGCUACUGCUACUUCUUCCUUCUCCUCUUCCUCUUCCCACCUGGCUCGCACCGACGACCGCUUUUACCACGCCUCCUCCAUUCCACAUCUCUCUUUCUCCCCACCCUCCUCCUCCCCGUCGUCCUCUCCCCCACUCUCCCCCAAUCCCUCCCCCUCUCCCUCCCCGCAUCCCACGCUCCUCCUACCGGCCGUCUCCUCCUCUCUGGCCCCGACAGUAGCCGCGCUACGAGCUCACCAAGUCAUCGCCGUCCCCACCGACACCAUAUACGGCUUUGCUGCUGAUGCGCGGUCAGCAGAGGGGAUCGCGCGCAUCUACGAGAUCAAGGGCCGGGAUUUCAACAAGCCCCUGGCGAUCGCGGUGGCAGACAUUGCUGACGUGGCAGUGUAUGCAGAGACCGGGCACCUGCCGCCCGGCCUGCUGGCGGCGCUGCUGCCUGGCCCAGUCACUCUCGUGCUGCCCCACCGUCCCACCUCCCCCAUACACCCCUCCCUCACCCGCACGGUCCCCUCCCUCGCGGUCCGCAUCCCAGCCUCCCCCUUCAUCCGCUCGCUCGCCCGCCUGCUCUCCGCGCCGCUCGCCCUCACAUCCGCCAACCUCUCAGGCCACCCGUCCGCCAUCGCAGCAGGGGAGUUCCGCGCGCUGUGGGGGAUGUGUGCGGCGGUGGUGGACGGGGGCGAGCAGGCAGAGGAGAUGCGGCAAGGGUCCACGAUCGUAGAGCUGGUGCUGCCGGGGCGGUUCAAAGUGAUUCGAGCGGGAAGUGCCCUUCCGGCCACGCUUGCCACACUCCAUCGCUUCAACCUGGAGGAGUCGCUCUCGUCGUGA